CAAUUCACAUUCACAGUCAGCAAGAGUGGUGGUGGGCAUGACGGCAACCAGGGCUGGCUGACCCACCAACCCAGAAUAGACCAGUCAAGUAGUCCCCUUCCCCAAAUCACCCCCAUUCCUUUCCCCCGCCCUUCCUUCCUUCCUUCUUCCCCUUUCUCCUUUCUUUCUUUGUUUCUUUGUUUCUUUCCUUCCAGCUUCAGUAGCAGAGCGAUGGAGAAUCAGAACCCACCCACAACCUCGCCUUCCCCUGCGCCUCCACCUCCUUCUUCUUCUUCAUCCAAAACCAAAUGGGUUCUCCCUUAUCGGACCGAUAACCUCAAAGAUCAGUACUCCAUUGGCAAGAAGCUGGGGCAAGGCCAGUUCGGCACCACUUACCUCUGCACCCACACCUCAACGGGGCAUCUCUACGCCUGCAAAUCCAUCCCCAAGCGCAAGCUCUUCUGCAAGGAGGACUACGAAGACGUGUGGAGGGAAAUCCAAAUAAUGCACCAUCUCUCCGAGCAUCCCAAUGUCGUCAGGAUCAGGGGUGCCUUCGAGGAUGCUCUUGCCGUCCAUUUGGUGAUGGAACUCUGCCAAGGUGGGGAGCUCUUUGAUCGGAUUGUCAAGAAGGGCCAUUUCAGCGAGCGGGAAGCUGCUAAGCUCAUCAAGGUCAUCGUUGGUGUUGUGGAGUCUUGCCAUUCUCUUGGGGUUAUGCACAGAGAUCUUAAGCCUGAGAACUUCUUGUUCGAUACCGAUGCUGAGGAUGCUGCUCUUAAAGCCACUGAUUUCGGUCUCUCUGUGUUUUUCAAGCCAGGUGAAACAUUGUCGGAUGUUGUUGGUAGCCCUUACUACGUUGCACCGGAGGUCUUGCGCAAAUAUUAUGGACCUGAAUCUGAUGUAUGGAGUGCAGGAAUCAUUUUAUACAUCUUGCUAAGCGGGGUGCCACCCUUCUGGGCAGAAACCGAAGUAGGAAUCUUUCGGCAGAUUCUACAAGCGAAAUUGGAUUUUGUAUCUGAACCGUGGCCUAGUAUUUCAGACAGUGCGAAGGAUCUGAUAACAAAGAUGCUUGAGCGGAACCCGAGGAAGAGGUUAUCUGCUCAUGAAGUCCUCUGUCAUCCCUGGAUUUUGGACGACACAAUGGCCCCGGAUAAACCUCUCGAUUCUGCUGUAUUAUCACGUCUGAAGCAAUUCUCUGCAAUGAAUAAACUGAAGAAGAUGGCACUACGUGUCAUAGCAGAGAGGCUAUCAGAAGAAGAGAUUGGUGGUCUAAAGGAGUUGUUCAGAAUGAUAGAUACAGACAACAGUGGAACAAUAACAUUUGAGGAACUAAAAGAUGGGUUGACGAGAGUUGGAUCUGAACUUAUGGAGUCUGAGAUAAUGGAUUUGAUGAAUGCGGCUGAUAUUGACAACAGCGGCUCGAUUGAUUAUGGAGAAUUCCUAGCUGCUACGGUGCACUUGAAUAAACUGGAGAGAGAAGAAAACUUAGUGUCAGCGUUCUCUUUCUUUGACAAAGAUGGUAGCGGGUACAUAACCAUUGAUGAGCUUCAGCAAGCAUGCAAGGAGUUUGGGCUGAGUGAGCUCCAUCUUGAUGAAAUGAUUAAGGAGAUUGAUCAAGAUAAUGAUGGACAGAUAGACUAUGGAGAAUUUGCUGCAAUGAUGAGAAUGGGAAACGGAGGAGUUGGGAGGAGGACCAUGAGAGGAACAUUUAACUUGGGAGAUGCCCUUGGAGGACUCGCAGCACCAAAUGGAUCUUCAUCUUAAAAUCGAUUCAUUUUGUUUCAUAGCAAGUUCUUUGUGUUGACUUCUCUCCUCUCUUAACCUGCUGAUCCUGACUGUAACCAAACGAUUAGUCCUCAAUGAGCAGGAGCCAUACCCAAAUUUUGCGUCUCUCUCUUUCUCUGCAUAAAUGGUUGUAUGAAUUUCUAAAUGUUUCACUUUUCUGCAAUGGGAUAACCCAUCGCCGAUACCUCGUUAACUACGGGUACAACAAACCCAGUUGCCUGCUAGUGUGCUUUCGGAUAAAGGAUUUUCUGAGGGUGAGAGUUUCUCUGUAGUUCCAGGAAACUCUAGGUUUACAGACACAGUUGUGUAUCCUGUAAUCAUAAACUAGUGUUAUUGGUUUAAGUUGCGGUGUAUUUGAAGGAUUGUAAAAUUGUAUCAGAGAUUGUAUCGGAA
Linum tenue is the source of this 2154-nucleotide messenger RNA. Lineage: Eukaryota; Viridiplantae; Streptophyta; Magnoliopsida; Malpighiales; Linaceae. The record is from the annotation of a GenBank genome assembly.